UAGAUCCGCUGCUGCUGCCGCGGCGGGCGGACCUGCAGGAGGCGGCGGCGGCGGCCGAGGCCGAGGGAAGAUGGCGGACGGUGUGGACCAUAUAGACAUUUACGCGGAUGUGGGCGAAGAGUUCAACCAGGAAGCUGAAUAUGGUGGGCAUGAUCAGAUAGAUUUGUAUGAUGAUGUCAUCUCUCCAUCUGCAAAUAAUGGAGAUGCCCCAGAAGAUCGGGAUUACAUGGAUACUCUCCCACCAACUGUUGGUGAUGAUGUGGGUAAAGGAGCAGCACCAAACGUUGUCUAUACAUAUACGGGAAAGAGGAUUGCAUUGUAUAUUGGGAAUCUCACAUGGUGGACAACAGAUGAAGACUUAACUGAAGCAGUUCAUUCUUUGGGAGUAAAUGAUAUUUUGGAGAUAAAGUUUUUUGAAAAUCGGGCAAAUGGCCAGUCAAAGGGGUUUGCCCUUGUUGGUGUUGGAUCUGAAGCAUCCUCAAAAAAGUUAAUGGAUUUGUUGCCUAAGAGAGAGCUUCAUGGUCAGAAUCCUGUUGUAACUCCAUGCAAUAAACAGUUCCUGAGUCAAUUUGAAAUGCAGUCCAGGAAAACUACACAAUCAGGACAAAUGUCUGGGGAAGGUAAAGCUGGUCCUCCGGGAGGCAGUUCACGUGCAGCAUUUCCACAAGGUGGUAGAGGACGGGGCCGUUUUCCAGGGGCUGUUCCUGGUGGGGACAGAUUUCCUGGGCCAGCAGGACCAGGAGGGCCACCUCCACCUUUUCCAGGAAAUUUGAUCAAGCAUCUUGUUAAAGGAACUCGGCCUUUGUUCCUGGAAACUAGGAUUCCAUGGCAUAUGGGGCACAGCAUAGAGGAAUUACCCAUUUUUGGCCUAAAAGCUGGACAGACACCACCACGUCCGCCCUUAGGUCCUCCAGGCCCGCCCGGUCCACCAGGCCCUCCACCUCCUGGUCAGGUUCUGCCGCCUCCUUUAGCUGGGCCUCCUAAUCGAGGCGAUCGCCCUCCUCCACCAGUCCUGUUUCCUGGACAGCCUUUUGGGCAGCCUCCACUGGGCCCGCUUCCUCCCGGCCCUCCGCCUCCAGUUCCAGGCUACGGCCCCCCUCCUGGUCCACCACCUCCACAACAGGGACCACCUCCGCCUCCAGGCCCCUUUCCACCUCGCCCACCUGGUCCUCUUGGGCCACCCCUUACACUCGCUCCUCCUCCGCAUCUUCCUGGACCACCUCCAGGGGCCCCGCCGCCAGCUCCACAUGUGAACCCAGCUUUCUUUCCUCCACCAACUAACAGCGGCAUGCCUACAUCAGAUAGCCGAGGCCCACCACCAACAGAUCCAUAUGGCCGGCCUCCACCAUAUGAUAGGGGUGACUAUGGGCCUCCUGGGAGGGAGAUGGAUACUGCAAGAACGCCAUUGAGUGAAGCUGAGUUUGAAGAAAUCAUGAAUAGAAAUAGGGCAAUCUCAAGCAGUGCUAUUUCAAGAGCUGUGUCUGAUGCCAGCGCUGGUGAUUAUGGGAGUGCUAUUGAGACAUUGGUAACAGCAAUUUCUUUAAUUAAACAAUCCAAAGUAUCUGCUGAUGAUCGUUGCAAAGUUCUUAUUAGCUCUUUGCAAGAUUGCCUUCAUGGAAUUGAAUCCAAGUCUUAUGGUUCUGGAUCAAGAAGACGUGAACGAUCAAGAGAAAGGGAUCAUAGUAGAUCACGAGAAAAGAGUCGGCGUCAUAAAUCCCGCAGUAGAGAUCGUCAUGAUGAUUAUUACAGAGAGAGAAGCCGGGAGCGAGAGAGACACCGGGACCGGGACAGGGACCGGGACCGAGAGCGCGACCGUGAGCGCGAGUAUCGUCAUCGUUAGCAGUAUAUACCCACAUUUUAUACCAUCCAACUACUUGUUCUGAAUUUAAUCUUCUGGAAUCAUCUGAGGUAAAUGACAGGUGAGUAAUGACAGGUAAAUAUUUUGACCUCUUAUCCUUAAAUACUGCUUGCUUGAGUUACAGCUUUUAGGUUUCAGACUGUUUGUUAAUGAUCCUAAGAAAGCAAGAAAAUAAUCAAGAGGACUCAUUGUCUACUUCUAAAAUCUAAAAAUUGGAAUUCUCUUAAUCACAUACACAGUUUGCAUGUGAUUUAAAAUAUAAAAUAUGAGUUAAUUCUUACUGUAAUAUGCUUGGACUUCAAAAAAUAAAUUUUAAGUUUCUCUCCUUGAACUAACUAACUAUCCCUAAAAAUUUGAAAGACAAUCUGACACUUGUUGCUAGUUGGAAGGUGGUUUGUUAGCAUUGAGAAAAACUUUUUUUUUGAGAAAAGACACUUUUCCUGCCAUCUGGGCUUUGUUUUUAAAAGAAAUAGUAUUCUUUGAUUUGCAAAGAAGGUAAGAAAGUUACUCAGUUAAAAUGAAUUCAGGGUAUUCCAUGUAGAGAAUUUUAAGUUGUAUCAAAUCAUACAUCUCAGGUUAGAAUAACCUUGAAGUAAUUUUCUUUGAUGUUUCAUUCAUAAACCAUAAUCAUUAUGUCUUUUUUUUCUGUAUUUUAAAACUAUUGUGUACAUUUUUCAUUAAGCGGGAAGAGUUGUCUGUUUAUACUUCAUUUUCACGUGUAAUUUUAUUUUUAUAUUUGUGAACAGCAUUUAUUCAUGUGAAGAGUGGGAAGAGGGCACUAUAAGGCUUGUGCAUGUGACACAGAAGUUAUUCUGUAAGCAGGUUUUUUUUGCUUCAUAGGUUGGUGGCAUAUCAAAAUUAAAUUAGACUAAAACCAAUCCCUUAUAGGUUACUACUUUACAUGACUAUUUUCCGUAACUAAAAUUGGGAAAUACUGAAAAUUCAGUAAUUGGUAGUGUUUAAAUUGUAAUGGGCAAAACCAAAGACUUGUAUGUAAUUCUGUGACAGAAUAGCAGUUUCUUUAAGUAAAGUAGGUAUAUUUUAGCAAAUGAGAUCCUUUUUUAAGUAAUACUACUUAGGAAACAAGCAAUGUAAGUCUUAUUUUUGUGGUAUACAAAUAAGUUAUUAUAUUAUUUACAGUUUUAAGAGCUUUCUGAAGUGAAAGGCAAGUUUUAAUACUUUUCCUUGCAUUAUGAAUAUGCAUCUUGAAUAUAUAUCAAACUGUAAUUUUAAAGUUCUCCAUGUACUGUGUUAUAGAACUUAAUACAAUUUUCAAAACAUUAUUUUAAUAUAAGGCAAAAUUUUUUUUUACUUUUAAAACUAAGCUUUUUGGAAUUGAUAUUGUUUUUGGAUGUAAGAAUUGAAUGUUGUGUCAUAUAAAAAUAAACAUUAGAUUUUUUAGAUGUAGUCCCCCUCCUCUCCCCAAGUUGAAUGGGCCUGAUCCCAUCUUAAAAAAAACUCCGAGUGCCCAUCAGUUGCUUUAGGUGAAUUAUGGCCACCUUAGUGAAAUGCUUAAUGUUCAUCAGUCAUUUAAAGUAAGAUACAGGUCCCUCAAGUUUUAUUUUUACUUAGGCUUUGUCAGUUAUCAACAAGCUUCUGGUUACUGAAGUCAUGAGAAUGGAACUUGCAUACAUUUUCAAUCUUCUUCAGGACUGGACAUUCUGAACCAGUUUAUAUCCAAAGUUAAUUAACAGGUUUUCCUACUGGUUUUAGUUAAACUAGCAUAAAUAGAUAAACUCUUUCUGAAGAGUCCAUUGUUAAUUUUAAAUACCUUGAAUUAACUAAUAUUACAUUUCCAGUAAUGGGUACACCUAACUAUAUCAUGGUUUGAGUUUCAUUACAUUCAGACAUUAACUAUGAAUUCUUAACUUGCAAACUAAAUAUUGUCGGCAUUUUUUCUUAAUCGCUGAUGUGUACCAUACCAAAAUUCCCAUGUUUUGUUUGUACAUUAUAAUCAGAAUUGAGUUGUAAUAUUGUUAUGUGCCUUCAUCCAAGCAAAAUUUUACAUAAGCAUUUCCAGUGCAAAAAAUUUUGUUAACCUGGAAUAUUGUACCUUUGCUAUAUACCAAAAAGUAUUUAUUGCUGAUGUAGACAUGGAAUAAGUGAGGUGGGGGGAAUUGGGAUUAAAUAUAUCCAAGUGAAAAACUUUCCUAAACAAAUAAAAAAAUUUGCACAUUUAAUUACCAUCAAAAUAAGGUCUAUUGACCUUUUUUAGAAGUUUUAAAAUAUGAGUCCUUUUGAACUUUCAUGUAAACCUUAAAUGGACUAAAUGGAAUAAGAGUAAUUUGGAAGCUGAAGUGAAUGUCACUGUUAAGUCUGUAUACAAAUAAAACAAUAAUGUGACCUAUUAUUAAAGUGAUGAUGAAUGGCUUAAAGGGCAAGUUCUUAAUUUAACUGGAAACUUAAUGAUGUUGGCAAGCUGUUAAUGUCUGUCCCAUCUUAAUUUUUUUGUGUUUGAACUGUUGGUAAUGUUAAUUGCAUUUUCUCAUUUAAAAAAUGUAUUAGUUUUUCUAAAAGCAUUUAAUAUCUAAGUUCAAAUAUAUAAUAUUUUAAUGAGAAUAUCAAUAUUGUGAAUUUCAGCAUGUAAAUACAUUGUGCUUCAUAUUGUGUAAUUUUUGCCUCAAUUCUCAGACCACUCUGAGCAAAACAAAAGUAGUUCAGUGUUUUUAAUAUUAUAUGCUUUUUACAGAAAUAAUUUUAUUUUCAUAGUUAUUUUCUUUCGUCUUUCUGUUAUUACUUGUUGGGAACAACACUACUCAGCACAUUUCUGUUAAUGGUUCUGCUUUUGUUUGUGUACUGAAGAGUAAUGAAAGGAUUUUUUUAAAGUACUUUUUAUUCAUGCUUUUCCUCUCCCCGACACAUGACUUGACACAUUCUCAAAUCAUUAUCCAUUCCUUUGAUUAGAUUUUUAAGCAUCAUGUAUGGGGUAUAGGUUAAAUAAUUAUACUUUCCUUUGCUAUAUGAUUUCUCUUCUCCUAUCAUAAAUAUUAUGAUCUUAGAUUUUGUUGUCAUUGUACAAGAUUUAGGGUGUUUUGCAUUCCUUACUCAGUUUUUUAGCUUUGCAUUAAUUUGGGAAAAACGAACAAAAAAAGCCCAAAGAAUCGAAUAUUCUUUUUUAAAUGUUAAGAUGUUUUAUCUCCUUAAGAGUUAGUGUUAACUUUGAGUCUUAGGUGAAAAUUAAAUACUUCUAAUUAUCUGAUAAAUGAUACUGGUGGUGAUGAGAUUUAAAAAUUAUUUCUGCAACUCUUAGGUCAUCUGAGAUCAGACUAAUAUUACCCAUCCCUGUGUUUAUGGUUUCCCCAUAUAUUCUAACUGCUUCAUUUGGAUAUGCUACCUCUCACUUUUGCUUUAAUUUUCCUUGCUUUUAGUAUUAUUAGCAAAACAUGUGAGACUACACAGGUAUGUUAAUUGCAGUGAGAAUAGGGUAGUAAGUGAUCCCUAGAAUGUAUGUGUAGUGUGUUUUGCUCACUGUGGUUUAAGAAUAUGGUUUUGUUUACAAAUAAUUAAUGUUCCCUGUUUCUUUAAAAAAAAAUCAGUACCAGUGUGAGUCACUUUGAUCUCUCACCUUCAUUUCAGUGUAAAAUUUGCUACCAUUGGUUUAGUUUGUGAAUUAGAUUGUUUUGAAUAAAUUUUUAAUUAGAAUGAAUAGUUAGCAUUGUUUAAAAGAAGCCUAAUAACCAAAAAAGGAGUAAGGGUGUCAUGUAUGCUAUCCAGAUUUACUAAUAUAAUAUGCCUUGGUGGUAGCAUGUUUUAACUCUCAACAGUGAAAUCUAAAUCACAGCUUAUUUUGAAAUGGCCAUUUUGUCAGAUUUUGGAGCAAAGAUGAGUAUUCUUUGUGAAGUUUAUUUUUCUGCCAUUUAGUAGACUGCCUGGCGCAGCAGUCAUGAAUUCUAUUUCAUAGUGUAAUAAAAUUCUUUAGUUAAAAUGAGGUAAGUACUGUCUCUAGAAGUGGAAAGAUGAAAGUAUAAAAUGUUUUGGUAGUAAGGGAGUUUUUUGUAAAUAUCUACCAUAAACAAGAUUUUGUGUACUGUGUUCUAGUCAAUGCAAGAAGGGAUGUUGAUUUUAGAAAGAGUUGUAUUUAGAUACUUCUCUGUCUUCUGCCCACCUCAUCUCCAUUCCUCUCAUCAGGAAAUUUUCAGAUAAAAAGUGAAUUUUAUUAUACUGAGUUAAUAAAUUAGAAUCCUUCAAAUUCAAUAUAUUAAUGUGAAAACCUGUAAGAGAUCCAUAUCUAAUAUAUAUUUGAAUCUUUUACUUGAAAGAUGAAGUAACUGAUACCAGUAAAUUUUCUUGGAUAAAUUUCUAACAGAAGCAUUCAUAAUUUGAGUUGUUAAUGCUGACUUGAUCUUAAAUUAUCUCAGGAUCCCCUGGUAGCUCAGCUGGUAAAGAAUCUGCCUGUAACACAGGAGACCCCUGUUUGAUUCCUGGGUUGGGAUGAUCCCCUGGAGAAGGGAUAGGGCACCCACACCAUUGUUCUUGGGCGUAUCUCAAAAUGCAGGUGCUUCUCUGUAUUGAAAUUUUAACUUAGUGAUCACUUUAUAUACUCAUUAAAGAGCCAUAGAUUCCAUCUGUCUCAGUUUUUUUAACAUCUGUUUACAUAGAUCUUCCUAUAACUGAUAGCUAAAGCAAGACAUUGUGUGGCUUUGACAUUAUAGAUUUGACUGCAUGGUAUUCUGAAAAUAUGACCACUGAAUGUAUUUGUUACUUUUAAGCUUCUUUUUUAUAUCUUUGUUUGUGUAGAUUUCUGCCUAGAAAUUUGAGACUAUAAUAUGGAAUUGGGUUAUUGGAAAUGGGUUGUAUUGCCUUCAAUUUUGCCUUUUUUCGAGAUUGUAAAAUUUGUAUUUCCAAAUGGAUACAUGUAAAGUGUUUAGAAGUAGAAAUAAAAACUGUCAGAUUAUCCCCCAGAUUUUAUGUUUGUAUGGUGAAAAUUAGAGAUUUAUUAGUAGUAACAGUCUUAUCUCUAAAGCAAACAAUAAAUGUAUUCAUCCUAAAGAUAUAUGUUGUAAUUUCACAUACAGGAUUCUUUACAUAUAAAGUAGUAGAACUUCUCCAUUCGGAAUGAUAUAAAAUUGCAGAAUAUGCCAUAUGGUUUUUGGAAGGGUUGGGUAUUUUUGUUUUGCUCAUUGUGACUUAAUGUUUCCUUCUUAAUUAACCCUUCCAAUAUGACAGAAUAAUUAGGGAGAUAGCGUUCUCUUGCAGUAAGAAUUGUGAAUUUCCUAUUAAUGUUGGUUUUUUUUUUUUUUGGUUAGAAUAUAUGCUUUGUCUCUCUUUAAUGCUUCAAUACCAGUUUGUUUAAGUAUAUUGAAAAGUAGUAAAGAUAUGUGAAAGCCAGCCAUCUUCCUAGAUUUUUUCUGUGAAAUAAUUUCACCAAAAGCUUUAUCAACAUAAGAUAAAGUACAAUAAAAGGUAGCAUUAAAAAAGGCUUAACUAUCUAUAUGAAAAAUAAGGGCAAAUAAAAACAGUUUGAAAGUUUCAGGAUUAUAGUAUCUGCUUUUCUCUUUUGCAGUUGUAAAAUUUAAGUUUUUUACUGCUAGGCAAUGUGAAUAUGUGUAUUGAUGCUCUUAAAUGCUUACACCCUAGUUGAGGAGGAGAGGACUUGAAAGAAAAUUUAUAGUUAGUUGUGACAGAAUACUAAUUAUUCUUAAUUGUAGACCAAAAAGUAUUCCUAAUUUUAUGGAAGACUGUUACUAAACAAUGUGCCCUUUUGCCUCUUACAUCAUCUUAUUAUUGACAUGCUCUCUUGGAAUUUAUAUUUCAAAUAACUGGUAUUUCAGUGGUCACUAAUAUCACAUUAAUUGAAUGUGUUUCCUUUGUGAACCUCUACCUGAAGUUUGCAUUUUUAUGUAUUCCUAAAAUUUUAGUUUAUCUCAUUUAUUGGGUUUUUUUUUUCUUUUUGUUAGUUUUCAAUGAAAUUUGUAGAUUCCCAUUUAGCUGGUUUUGGCUUAGUUUAUAUACAUUAGAUAUUUUGAUAUAGGUGAAAUAGAGUGACAGUACUGUUAUAAAUUUGUAUAUGUCUAAAGAUUUGUACGUGAAUGUCAUAUUUAUUUACAUGUGCAUAGUGAGCUUAUAUUUACAAGUUUUGUAACAUGGAGGUCCGUUUGGUUUAUACUUGCAGAAGUUCCUGUAUACUGUCAAAUACAACUAAUUUGUAAAAUAAUUUAUUGCAUUUAUAUUCAAUUCUCAUUUGUUUAUGAGUUAUAUAGAAUUUAUGUGGAUGAAUGAAAAAUAUUUACAUUAAAAUCAUACAGGCAUUUUCCAUUUUUGUAGUAUGAAUACUUUAGAAAAUGACUUAUAAAUGUUUCCAUCUUCACAGAAACAGUAGCUGCUACAUUUUCAUUUGCUUCAGUCAUUAAAUUUAUAAGGCAGUAAUAAGAAGAAGGAAAUCAGAAUGUCUCUUUUAAUCAUCACAUAAAUUGGGAGCAUUCUCCAUCACAAAGGCAGCUACUGUUUCAGUUAAUUCUUAUUUUGUGUUAGAAUACGUAACAGUGAAGUAGAUGCACGACUUGUGUAUGUAUAGUUAAGCCAGCGUUUUUCUGUGUAUUAUGGGGAAUAGCAAAAUCUACAUCAUAAAUUUUGACACA
Messenger RNA from Dama dama (fallow deer), 8436 nucleotides. RefSeq names its product cleavage and polyadenylation specific factor 6 (gene CPSF6). Bases 71 to 1840 code for a protein of 589 amino acids. The record is from RefSeq and is a predicted model, not a curated record. NCBI's taxonomy places the organism in Eukaryota, Metazoa, Chordata, Mammalia, Artiodactyla, Cervidae. The transcript is spliced from 11 exons. Gene Ontology annotation, cellular component: mRNA cleavage and polyadenylation specificity factor complex. Gene Ontology annotation, biological process: mRNA alternative polyadenylation. Gene Ontology annotation, molecular function: mRNA binding.